Cladocopium goreaui is the source of this 5214-nucleotide messenger RNA. NCBI's taxonomy places the organism in Eukaryota, Dinophyceae, Suessiales, Symbiodiniaceae. The record is from the annotation of a GenBank genome assembly.
AUGCCGUCUCCACAGCCUGUCCUUGUUCUGUCUGACAGUUCCAGUACCGAUGCUGAAAUUGUCCCACCAAGACCAGCUGCCAGACCAAGACAAAGCCAGCAGCGAGGACGGCCGUCUCGGCCUUCCUCAUCACAGGUCCUUCCCGCUGUAGAGUUUCUCACCGAGUCUUCCAGUGAACAGGAGUGUGACCCUGAAGACUCCAGGGUGCGACGUGGAAAGAGAAAGCGAACCAAGGUGGCAGGACUUGCCACCCUGAAGGAUCGAUUGACAAAUGAGGUGCACUGCAAAGCUCUGCUUCUGAGGAAGUGCUUCAGUUGUCGGCGCCGAUGUUUGUCGCGCUUCCUGUCAAAUCACAACUUUCAGAAGUUGAUGGAGUUCAGGAAACUGUGGUCUGAAACCCACAAGCUCGAUCAAGACCGCAUGGCCUUUGACCGCAUGAAAGCCUUGCUUAGCUCUCGAGAUGGUGAUCAUGGUCGCACUGUUGAGUGGACUGUCCUGGGCCACAAAGUCUGCUUGCGGAGUUGGAAGUUGAUUCACGCUAUGGGUAAUGGCCGCUUCGAUCGUUUGUGGCGUGCAGCUCAAAGAGGGGACGCAGGGCCUCCAGCCGAUCUCCGAUUUUUGACACGUCCCAAGAGCGUGGUGUGUGGCGAUUCUGGGAGCGCCAGAGUGAUAUCAUUUCUCCAAACACUCUACGAGUCGGUGGCAGAAACGCUACCUGACAUUAAGGAUGAUCUGAAUGUCGAAACGGUUUUGGAUGAGAAUCGGGCCUUCACUGGGUUCGCAGGCGGUGAUGCCUACUCAGCAUUGAAGCUGUCUUCAAUUUCUCGUGGGCGUGCUGAUGGCUCCAAGCAACGAAGGGUUAGACGAUACAAGCAGGGAUUGAAACUUCACGCGGAGAGACAUCCGGACCUUUCUGGACUGGAGGUGAGAUACCUUCCACCAGGAAACAUGUCUGAGUACUGGGAACAGUUCCGGAUCUUGGAGGGGGCCAUCAGCGUAUCCUUUCCAGUUUUUUGGAGGGUGUGGAGAACGGAGUUUGGGCACCUGAGAUUUCGCCCCACCAGUUCUCAUUCAAUGUGUGCGAGUUGCCUUCACCACCGCCUGCUUUUGAAAGAGCUCAGUCCAUGGAUCCAAGCCAGGAAGAAGCAAGCAUUGCUCUUCCACGAGCACCUCAUGAGCCAAUACAGAGAUCGUCAAACUUACUGGGCGCUGCGAGGUAGCUCGAGGCUGCGGGCUUUGGGCCAAGUUUGCAUCAUUGCAGAUGCAAUGGACCAAGCGAAAUUCUUGUAUCCAAGGACUGUUUUGAUGCGAAGCAAGAACCUGGCCACAUUUCAGCGGCCAAAGCUAAGUAUCGUCGGAUGCUUGGCGCACGGCCACAGUCUCUUAUUUACUGUGAGCAAUGGAAACCAUCCGAAGGAUAGCUCGGCAAUGUCCGAGAUAUUUGCCCACAUGUUGACCAAGUUGUCCAGACUCGGAAUUGUGGCGGGGGCCACAUGCCGACAACUCCGCAGUGGCCACAGCCACGAGGAUAUAGAUCAGAUAUUCGGAAGUAUGGCCCUUUUCUUGGUCAAACAUGCGAAGACAGUUCAGACGCCCGAUGGCUUUUGCGAUGUUGUCAAGCAGUUCUGUACUUCAACCAACCGGCCUUUUGAGAAUGACCGUGAUGUGGUGAAGUUGGAUCAGCACCGCCCAUGGAAAGAUUUCCUGAGUGGCGCGGUGCCUGUCAUGUUACACGGGACCAAGCAGUAUAUGGCAGACCGGGAGUUCAACGCUCGGAUUUUGUUCUACCCGGCCAAGGUUGCCAAAAUCUGGGCUCGAACAGGACAGCCUGCAGGGGUUGCGCCUUUGAAUGAGCUGAGCGAAGAGUACAAAGAUCAUGUGAGAAGGUUCUGCCCAAUCCUGGAGUCCUACAGACUGAAUCAUGCGGCUUCACACUUGAAACAGUGGGUGAACGGAGAGCUCCAGCUGGCGCCGUUGCUGGAUACGUGCUCGCUGCCAGCAUCUUCUAGCCUAAGGGCUUCAAGUUCAAGCGGAGUUGAUCGAGUGCAGGCCUUCGAGCCUAAGCCAAACAUUCUUAAGAUUGGCAAAGGGCCUGACGACAAGAAGAAUGCGGACAAGUACACCGCGCGUGCAAAGCAAUCCAUCGUGUUUCAAGCAGCGUCCCAGGCAUGGGCAUCAGGGGGUCCUGGAGCCCUGCCGGUGGUGUCGGCUUUGUCCAUUUUGUUAGAAAGACUUUCUGAGAAAGGUUUGCUAAGGAUCUCCAACAGUGUCAAGUGGCCCAUCGGUGUGGAGCAGCUCAAAAUUGCGUGGCGCCCUUUGAUCGAGAGUGCAGUUUCAACAGCUUCUGCUUUGAUGGGGAGUCGUUUCGAGUCUCCGCCGAAGAGAGACUUCUUCAAGGCCAUCAUCGUCAAAGUGCCUCACGGAGCUUGUGGACAGUUACCAGUUGUGGAGCCGGCAGUCCAGAUCGAGUUCUUCAGAAAAACCUCUAUGGCGAGGCAAUGGCUCUGCUUCGAUUUCAACAAGCCAGUUGAGGUGCCCGAGUCGCCCCAACUUCCAGCGGCUCACGAUGAACAAUCUUCGUCAGGGAGUUCUGACACUUCAUCCUCCUCGGACUCCUCCGAUUCAGAGGUUUCCAAAGAGGUUUCAGCACGGGCAGCAAAACGCCCUAAGAUGGUGGUUCCUAUGGACGAGCCAGACGAAGUGAUGGUUGCGUCUGUUUCCUGUGUUCAACACGCAAUGAUUGGCACAACAAAAGAUUGGUUCCCCUAUUACCAAGGGCGACACUACCAAGCCGCUUGUGGAGCCCGCUUGGAUCCGGAUCGGGCUCGAUUUGCCCACAGUGCUGACCCUAGCUUAUUACUUGCCCUUGCACAUCAGCUCACACAGAAGAAGGACUUCAAGUGGCUUCCUUGGAAAUUCCGCAUGUCAAUGUCUCGUUCAGAAGACAUGGCCAUGAGCAGGGCAUCCAAAGCCCCGCGCUUAGAAAACCUGCAGCUUCACCAGCUAUUGAUUGAUGAAGACUCAGGUUUACGAGCUCCCAAUAUGUUGGAAGCCCAGCAGGCCGAUAAAACCAUUUGGUAUCACAUUGCCGAACUUUGUGAAUCUUCCACAUGGUCAUUGGAUGAUGCACUUUUGGAAUUCACUCAGAACAGAGGGGAUCUAGCCACACUCCUGCAGCCCAGACCACGGUUUCAAAAGAUUGCGCAAGCUCCAGCCAACGUUCCUAGCAAAGGCAACAAGGGUCCCAAAGGUGGCUCCAAAGGCGCAAAGUCUUCCAAAGGUGGCUCCAAACCGGGCGUCCGAUGGCUCUCCGAGGCGCAUCCCUCUAUUGCAGGAGUCAAAGAUGAACAUGGCGUCUAUUUGAGCAGACGAUCAGCGGCCUAUCCUAAGGCACUUGCAGAGCCGGACAAAGAAGAUCUUGCUGCACCAGAUCUAUCCAUCCAUUUGACAAAUUGGAAGAGCGCAGAGGAUCACCCUGAUGUCACACAACAACUGGUGGACGAAGAGAUCUCCAAGGGUUGGCUCAUUUGUUUUGAUGGCAGUGUGGAAGAUGCCAAACAACGUUGGCCGCAUGGGGUUGCCAUAGGCAAACUUGGCGUUGCCGUCUCGGAUUCACGACCACCUCGGUUAGUCGUUGACUAUACAGUAUGCGGAACAAAUCCCAACUGCAACAUUCAGGAGCAUCAACAACUGCCCAGCGCUAAAGAGGUGCAGCGCUGCUACCCUUUAAGGGAACAUUCAGAGGAGCUGGGCGCCCUAGGCCUAGAUGCCAAAUCUGCCCACAAAUUGUGCGUCAUCAAGGAAGAUCAUCGUGGAUUAGUGGGCUUCAGUCUGAAUAACAAGUUAUACUUUUACAAGGUCUGCCCCUUCGGAGCCAAGUUCUCCGCCCAUUGGUGGGGGAGGUUGGGGGCCUUUUGGACACGGCUCCUACAUCUGGUAAUCUAUGUGGCUCACUCCUUAUUUCUAUUUGUCGAUGAUUGGCUUUUGGUUCAACGUAUGGAUAUUCUCCCCGUCACUGCAACUUUAGUGACACUUGUCAUUCAAGCUUUCCGAUUGCCCAUCAGCUGGCGCAAAGCAGAGUUGGACAGGGAGGUCAGUUGGAUUGGCUGGAACCUAAAUUUUUCCACCGGUCUCAUCCGAUUGCAGCAUGCCAAACGUGACAAGCUAUUGAAACUAAUUGCAGACCUGCUCCAGCGCCCCAAGACCUCUAAGAAACAAAUUGAGAAGUUUGUGGGUUUGCUCCUCUGGGUAACGCAAAUCUUUCCUGUCAUGCGAGCAUUUAUUCAUCACUUAUAUGCAGACUUGUACAAGGCCCCAGCCACUCUUUUUUCGGUGGACCCUGGGUACUGGUUAACCACAAUAGCCUGCUUGUCUGACAACCUUCAAUUCACGAUCAGACCAGUGGGUACAGCCAUACCCAUUGGCGGCAAGCUUUUAUCAGUGCGUCAUCAACCAGUUCAAUCCCUGGAGGAUGUUAGAAACUGCCGUUUAUCCGACAAGCGGAUCUGGUUACGAAUCCUUGACCCGACUUCCAAUAAACGAUCACUGAGCACCAGCUCUCAAAGGAUUCUACGUAUGUACCAAGAAUGGCUUCAACAUGCAACUCCUUUCGUUUCAAUGAAUCCAAAAUUGCCAUGGGCGGGUGAGGCAGCCGCAGACGCUUGUGCCCAUGGAGAUUGCUGCCAAGUUGGAGGUUUCUUACGUUUCGCCAAUGGAGAUAUGAGAUGGUUCAGUGAGCAAUGGUCAUCCGCAGAUUUUCUAGCCCUGGACAUCCCUGUCAAUUCAGAUAUGCAGAAAGAUAUCAGCUCAUAUGAAACUUUUGCACAAUUCUGUUUACUUUACGCUCUGUGCUAUUUUCUUCCUGGCCAGCGAGUUUCCAUUACACUAAAAAGCUUGAGUGACAAUACUGCUGCCGAAGCCAAUUCAAAUUUUUUAUUUACCACCAAAGCUCCCUUGUGCUAUUUUGUGGAACGAUUGUGUAUGUUAAUUUCAACAGUUCAUGCAGAACUCGAUGUCAGCCACAUCGCGGGACAUUCCAAUGACCUUGCUGACCGCAUUUCCAGAUUGCCUUUGGAGGAUCCAUUACCUCCUGAUUUGAAAGCAUCCGAACGCAUCCGUCUGCCUCUUUCCGAGAUUUGGUUUCCAUUUAAUACGCCAACUGUAUUCCCGAAGGGAUCCAAAGUGGCUUGGAAACUUCCAGUUUCACGCUUCUGA